AUGACAGAGGGCUUUUUAGACCGGAAGGGCAUGGCCAAACGGCUGCGAGGUGCACACCAUGGUGCAGAAGUCGAGGGAUUUGACACCGGCUUUUGGCUGGUCUCACUGUCCAUGUUCAUUCGAUUCUUCUUUGAUUCAUCAGUUGACAUGGCCGUCCUGGCUCACAAACGUGGUGCGGGCAGAACGAUUUGGUCCCUGACAGGGCAUCGACUUAUUGUUGGCCAACGACUGCAUGCUUCCUUGAAUGCUGGUGGGCGUGAUUUUGCAGUACAGUUGCGCUGUCAGCUCCAAAUCAACGCAAUGUUGAUGGCAUGCAGGUCAAUACGGCCAGCAGCGCGCAUCCAGAUUGCAGAACGACCUUGUGCGAUCGAAUUCCUUCGCUGGCUGUUGUUGGCUGGGCCUGUUCAAUGA
This is a messenger RNA of Ostreobium quekettii, 411 nucleotides long. Lineage: Eukaryota; Viridiplantae; Chlorophyta; Ulvophyceae; Bryopsidales; Ostreobiaceae. The record is from the annotation of a GenBank genome assembly.